AUGGAACUGCAUGAAGGUAACUAUGAUAGGGUGGUUCCAGUAGCACGAGUGAGAAUUCUACAAAGAGAAUGGCUGAACAUGAUCACAAUUGGUAUGGGUGAUGAGAGUUGGUGCACCCCCGAGUAUUACGCCUGGUAUAAUGUGGGAGGCCUGACACUUUUGCCAACCGAGGACGGAUUCGAUGGGCUCACGGACGAUGAGGUAGUUCCGGGUUCAGUAAACCAUCUGAUACAACUGGUAGAAGAAGAAGAUCCGGUGGAGCCGGAAGAUGAGAUGGAAGAGGAUCCCGAAGAAGAACCGACAGAGCCAGAUGAACCGAUGGAAGAGAAUCCGGAAGAAGAUCCAGAGUGGGAAUCAGAGCAUAAUCUUGUAAUGGAGGUAGAGCCGGAGAAAUCAUAUGAGUACACUCUAGCAGGAUAUUCAGAGGAGGAACCGGAGGUGCAGUCCGAGUGCAGGCCUACAGUAUAUGGUAUGGAGGAGGGACCUGAGUAUGAUCCGGAGGCAGGUUGGGAGAUAGAGACAGACCCAGAGGAAGAACCUGAGUACGACCCAGGGCCUGAUUAUGAUCCAGCACAUGAUGGGGAUGACAAUGACGGCCCGACAUGGCCCUAGACUAUUUUCUUUCCCCCCUUUUGUUUUAUUUACAUUCCAAAAGAGUGCCGUAUGGCCCAAUCACUUUGUACGCCCUCGUGGCCACCCUUUGCAUUUCCAUUUCAAAUUUCCAUCGACCCGUUCCUUUUGUAUGCCUUUAUGGCCAUCCCCUUUUGUGUUUUAUCAUUUCAGGCUGCCAUAGGCCUAUCCUUGUAAGCUCUCGAGCUACCUUUUGUUGGAAUGGAAGUUAUGUUUGUUCUAAAAAAAUCACAGAAUGUGUCAAAAAAGGAUCAUCAUCAUCAACUUGUGUGU
Lycium barbarum (goji berry) is the source of this 903-nucleotide messenger RNA. RefSeq lists its product as uncharacterized. Bases 1 to 612 code for a protein of 203 amino acids. NCBI's taxonomy places the organism in Eukaryota, Viridiplantae, Streptophyta, Magnoliopsida, Solanales, Solanaceae. The transcript has 2 exons. The record is from RefSeq and is a predicted model, not a curated record.